Branchiostoma floridae (Florida lancelet) is the source of this 7204-nucleotide messenger RNA. RefSeq names its product protocadherin Fat 4-like. The record is from RefSeq and is a predicted model, not a curated record. Gene Ontology annotation, cellular component: plasma membrane. NCBI's taxonomy places the organism in Eukaryota, Metazoa, Chordata, Leptocardii, Amphioxiformes, Branchiostomatidae. Gene Ontology annotation, molecular function: calcium ion binding. The transcript is spliced from 30 exons. Bases 731 to 7204 code for a protein of 2157 amino acids. Gene Ontology annotation, biological process: homophilic cell-cell adhesion.
GCAACUUUAUCUACAGCGCAGACGACAGGGGUCGAAACCUACAGAGGACACAAUCACAGAGGUCACAACACCAUCAGCCAGUACAUCUGUAGUCACAACACAGACAACAGGGAUCGAAACUACAGAAGGCACAAUCACAGAGGUCACAACACCAUCAGCCAGUACAUCUGUAGUCACAACACAGACAACAGGGAUCGAAACUACCGAGGACACAACUACAGAUGUCACAACCCCAUCAGCCAGUACAUCUGUAGUCACAACACAGGCAACAGCGAUAGAAACUACAGAGGAAACAGCUACAGAUGUCACAACCCCAUCAGCCAGUAUAGCUGUAGUCACAACACAGACAACAGGGAUCGUAACUACAAAGGAAACAACUACAGAUGUCCCAACCCUUUCACCAAGUGCACCUCUAGCUACAACACAGACAACAGGGAUCGAAACUACAGAGGACAGUACCACAGAGGUCACAACACCAUCACCGUUUGCAUUUCCAACUACAACACAGACAGCAGGGAUCGAAACUACCAAGGACACAACUACAGAUGUCACAACCCCAUCCUAUCCGUGCUCUUGCCCAUCAACUGACCUGUCUUCUAUAUCACCAUACCAAACUUCCGUAAUACCGACUACGGCUACCCAGUUAACAACGAGCGAAGAAAUCACCACCAGCAUUGACACUGGUUCUACACAACUGACCAGCGAAUGUCCAACACAGACACCCAUUCCUAUGGACGUUGAUGAGUGUGUGGAGAACAACCACACGUGCCACCGUCAUGCCCUAUGUGUGGAUACCGUCUUUCUGUACGAGUGCGUCUGUCCUCCGGGUUAUUCUGGUAACGGCACCUACUGCAAAGACAUCGACGAAUGUUUAGAUAACUCUGAUGUGUGCCAUGAAGAUGCCCACUGCUACAACACUGCGGGGUCCUAUAACUGUGCGUGCAGGGAUGGCUAUGGAGGAGACGGGUUUAACUGCACUGAUAUUGAUCAGUGCCAAGAGGGAAGUCAUCAUUGUCACCCAAACGCCACGUGUGUUAACACAUUUGGCAUGGAUGGAUACAACUGCUCAUGUGACCCUGGAUUCACUGGGGACGGAUUUGUGUGCGAAGACAUCAAUGAAUGCAGCGAUCCAGGCCUACACAACUGUACCCAAAACGCGACAUGCAUGAAUACAGAGGGCGGGUAUAAAUGUGUCUGCAAUGAAGGAUUUACAGCUCAAGGGUCCAUAUGCAUUGACAUUGAUGAUUGCGAUGGAGUCAACUGCUUCAAUGGGGGAACAUGUGUCGAUGCCAUUGGAUCAUUCUUCUGUAACUGCUCCGAUGGUACCAGUGGCGAUGUCUGUAACAUAUACGAGUCUACGUGGAGCAGUUGGAGUAGCUGGAGUGACGACUGCUUCUGUCGGGAGUCAAACGGCACGGCGAUGGUGUCCCGUGUCCGGUCCCGGUCCUGUCCCGGGAAGCCAGGGUACAGCGGUACUCCAACCUGCGACGGUGACGACACAGACUGGGAGGAGUGCAUCCCAGAUGUCGAUGAAUGUGAAGAAGGAACUAGUCACUGCCAUCCAAACGCCACCUGUAAAAACGUCAUUGGAGUUGGUCAGUAUAACUGCACAUGUGACAGCGGAUUUGCUGGUGAUGGCUUUCGGUGUAAAGAUAUAGAUGAAUGCAAAGAAGCCAGUUUACACAACUGUAGCCAGAAUCAGACAUGUGCAAACACCCAGGGAUCUUAUGUCUGUGUCUGCAAGGAGGGAUUUCAUGAUGUCUCAACCGAUGAAGAAAAACUUGUGUGCAUUGACAUUGAUGAUUGCGAUGGAGUCAACUGCUUCAAUGGGGGAACAUGUGUCGAUGCCAUUGGAUCAUUCUUCUGUAACUGCUCCGAUGGUACCAGUGGCGAUGUCUGCAACAUAUACGAGUCUACGUGGAGCAGUUGGAGUAGCUGGAGUGACGACUGCUUCUGUCGGGUGUCAAACGGCACGGCGAUGGUGUCCCGUGUUCGGUCCCGGCCCUGUCCCGGGAGGCCAGGGUACAGCGGUACUCCAACCUGCGACGGUGACGACACGGACUGGGAGGAGUGCAUUCCAGAUGUCGAUGAAUGUGAAGAAGGAACUAGUCACUGUCAUCCAAACGCCACCUGUAAAAACGUCGUUGGAGUUGGUCAGUAUAACUGCACAUGUGACAGCGGAUUUGCUGGUGAUGGCUUUCGGUGUAAAGAUAUAGAUGAAUGCAAAGAAGCCAGUUUACACAACUGUAGCCAGAAUCAGACAUGUACAAACACCCAGGGAUCUUAUGUCUGUGUCUGCAAGGAGGGAUUUUAUGAUGUCUCAUUCGAUGGAAAAGAACCUGUGUGUAUUGAUGUGGACGAUUGUCGUCAUGUGACCUGCUGGAACUCCGGCGUCUGCUUGGAUGGACUUGGGAAUUACACUUGCGACUGCCUGGAAACUUUCACUGGGGAGCAUUGUGAAUAUUACCAAUCUACGUGGGGAGAAUGGAGCCCAUGGACUGAGGACUGUGAGGCCCAAUAUGUGAACCACACGGCUGUAGAAGCUCGCAUCAGAACACGACGGUGCCUGGACAGGAUAGCCUAUGAUGGAGCUCCACUCUGUGAAGGAACUGACUUGGAGUGGCAACUUUGUAACAUAGGCCGAGAGGCAAGAAAUUUCUCAGGCCUGUUCCAGACGGUCAAAUCGUCUAUUCAGCCUGGCUACACGGUGGGCGACGAAGUUCUAGAUCUGAAGGAACUGUCAUUAGAUGACAAUGACGAAAGUGCUGAUUACGAAAUACUUUGUUGUGACGAAGGGAAGUUUGUCCUGGAAGAAAAUGGGCUGUUAAGGGUCUCACAGAUGCUUGAUCCGAACAGACCAUAUGAGUUAACGAUAGUCGCUAUUGAUGACACAGCGGAACCAUCUGCGCUCCUGCACAUAUUCGAAGUCAUGAUAGAUGUGAAUCAUACGGAAUGGAUCUACGACCGAACCGGAUGUCCGCAUGUUGUUCUUACAAGAGAAGUAGAGGAGGGACAAUCCAACGGAACUGUCAUUGUAGACUUGGCAACAGAACUCGGCGAAGACGAGACUUCGCGGUAUUUCCUGCAGUUCGGCCUCUGUAGUGACCUCGUCAAUGUUAAUGAAUUCACGGGAAUUGUGUCCACCAGCAAGACACUCGACAGGGAAACAAUGCCGUCUCUUAACUUUGAUGUAGUUGUCGUUAACCACACCUCAACAACUACCGUUACUGUUAACGUGAAUGUCACGGACAUCAACGAUCACCAACCAAUCUUCCAUAACACACCUGUCGCAGGUAUCAUAUCUUCCGAUGCACCGGCGGGAACGAUCGUUGCCAUUGUCAAAGCAACAGAUGAAGAUGAGGGCACAAAUGGUAUGGUUGAAUACGUGCUGGAGUCGUACAAAGAUGCCUUUAAAAUCUCCUCCACUGAAGGUGUCAUCCGUGUGAAGGAUACCAAAUCCCUACCCAACAGCAAUGACUUGCAGGUUAUAACACUGUCUGUAAGCGCCAGAGACAAUGGGACGGUUCCAAGGUCCACACCUGAACCUAGAGCAGUGGAGUUGACAAUUGUUUCGUCAAGCGUUAGUGAGAUUUAUGUAGUUGAAACUGUAGAGGAGAACAUCCCUGUUGACACUGUCGUAGCCAACUUUUCUGACAAGCUGCAAACGGAAAAUACUGAAGACCCCCCUGGCAAGUACAGGUUCAUCUUACAGGACGAUGGAUCAGGGCAGGCACAGAUGUUUUCUCUCGACAACACGACGGGCAUCUUGACGACUGCUGCGGACAUCGACAGGGAGUCCCCCAUUUUCCAGGGGAGGUUCACGUUCACCGUGUUGGCAAAGAAAGAGGGGUCAUGCGAUAGCAAGCUGAUAUCUGUUACCAUCGACGUAACUGACACCAACGACAACACACCCGUCUUCAGCGCCCAGUCAUACGUCGGACACAUUGCUGAAAAUGCGACGGCUGAUGAUUUUGUCAUUUUCCGUAACCAAGGACCAGAGGCUACGGAUGCGGACUUUGGGUGUAACGGAACCGUGACGUACGGGAUCCACUCAUCUCAAGAUGGUGGAAUGUUUGCGAUCAACCCACAGACGGCAGAGAUCUACGUGUCUUCCGGAAGUGAAUUUGACAGGGAGUCAAAAGAUCAGUACAGUUUCACAAUUACCGCAACAGACAGAGAUGGGGGCAUUGGAAGCUUCACAGGAACAGCGAGUAUAACCAUCAUCAUCGAUGACAUCAAUGAUAACGCACCAAUCAUACAUUCCACCCAGAAUCAUAUAGACUUGUACGAAAAUGUCACUAGAGGACAUCUUAUUACCACAUUGUCGGCGACAGACGCCGAUGAAGGCGCUAACGCGGAGAUAGUGUACAGCUUGGAAGACGGUGACGGCUUUUUUUUGUUUAAUAUCCACCCUACCACAGGGGAGCUUAAGGUAACCAGUGGUCACCUCGAUAGGGAAACUACUGAAACCUACGAGCUCACGAUAUCCGCUCGCGAUCGUGGGAGUCCUUCUCAAACUGUAACGCAAAGCAUGACAAUUACGAUCUUGGACUGUAACGACAAUGCUCCGAUAUUCUCCCAAAACGUCUACAAGUUCUCUGUAAGGGAAGACGUCGGAGUAGGAACAACAAUUGCUGCCAUAAGUGCUACUGAUGCAGACGUAACGAUACAGAAUUCCGACGUAAGGUAUACAAUCGUGAAUGGCAGAGGGACAUUUUAUGUUGAUAGUACUACCGGUGCAGUGGUUGUAAAUGAUACUCUGGAUUACGAAGAAGGACAGACAUAUUUUGAGUUUGAAGUGGAAGCAGAAGACACGGGAAACCCUGUCUUAACAGGGAAGCGGAGUAUCCUGCAAAUUAACGUCCUGGACGCGAAUGACAAUCGCCCAAUUAUCUCUGUAAACCAGAACUAUAGCCUCCUUACUACAGCUCCAAAGGGAUCGAUAGUUACAGUAGUACAAGCCUCAGAUCUGGACAGUGGGGACAAUGGGAAAGUAACGUUCGCCAUAGAUCCACCACAAGAUAGUUUCAUCAUUGAUGAAGAAACGGGCAUCGUCAAACUAAACCAGCUUGAAAACACCAAUGAAAUAACAUCUGUUAUCACUGCAACAGAUAACGGCGAAGAGAAACUGUCUUCCAGUCUUACGUUAGUUGUACAAGUGAUCGAGCCAGAUCCAGGAGACACACUAGACCCGCUGAACUUCAACAAUGACACCUACAAGAUCGAUGUUCCCGAGAACAUUCCGGGCAACUCCCCUGUUCUUAACGUCUCUAUAGCAGAGGCAGGACUCACGUACGAGAUUCUCCCGGAAAGUCCCCUGUUUCAAGUGGACACACAGGGUAUAAUUCACACGAGGGAGAGACAGCAUCCCAAUGACGAAAGUUCGUUGUUAGACAGAGAGACUUCGGAACAACAUGUUCUUGUGAUCGUUGCUAAAGGCACAUAUGGACGCCAAGCGAUUGCAUCGGUUUUAAUCAACGUGUUGGACGUAAAUGAUGAGCCCCCAGUAUUCCCGGAGGGAGAAGAGAUCUUCGAGGUAACAGAGGGAGACGACUGGGUAGAUCGGACGGCGGGGAAUGUGGCAGCUUCAGACAGAGAUGCUGGUUUAAAUGGCACUGUGGAGUACCGAAUCAUCGGUGGCAAUAUCGAUGACUCUUUCGAUAUAAGUACCAUCUCGGGCUCGAUUUCUGUGAAGAGACCACUGGACAGAGAGAGCUUAAACAACGACGAGAUCAUCCUAACUGUUCAGGCCACGGAUAAAGGUGACCCACCUCUAAGUUCAACAAAAGAUGUGAGAAUCAAAGUUAAGGACAUCAAUGAUGAGCCUCCUGUGUUCACAGAAGACACAUACUUCGGCUCCAUAGAUGAAGAGCAGGAGGGAGGCAUUCUGGUUCUUCAAGUCUCUGCCACAGAUAAAGACUUGGGGUCAAACGCCGACGUAAAAUAUCGUAUCAUCAGUGGUGAUGGAGGCUUUCAUGUCGUAGCCGGAGGCAGUAUCUUCUCUUCUAAAAAGCUGGACAGGGAGACGAAAGCCAUUUACUCCUUCGUCGUGGAGGCAUACAAUCCUGGCGCUGAUUGGCUGAACGAGACAGCAACGGUCAACAUUACAGUCAACGGCAUCAAUGAUAACCCGCCUAACUUUACCACCCAACAACCUGAGACUAUAACCAUUCCGGAAGACACCAACACGGGCACCAGCGUGUUUCGUGUUUCCGCUGAGGACAGGGACUACAAUGAUGUUAACUAUAGAUUGACAGGUGGUAGCUGCCGUGAGCUGUUCUCAAUUGAAGAAUCAACAGGUGAGAUCAGCGUUAAAGAAAGGCUGGAUACCAUUGACCGGCGGGAUGAAGUCUACUCCUGCAUUAUCGAAGUCACCGCGGAGGAUGAUGGAGUCCCUUCGCUAAAUGCAACAAAAAGGAUUGCUGUCAACAUAACGGCAGUGAACUACUUUUGGCCUGAAUUUGAAGCCACCUUUCUCAAUAUGACUGUGAGAGAAGGUCUAAGAUGGGGUGAUCCUGUGGACGGAGUUCUGCUUAAUGCAACAGAUGCAGACGAGGGACGCAAUGGUGUGGUGAUGCUUGAAAUCACGGAUUCGUCAAUCAAAGGUUUGUUCAACGUUACAGCAGAAGGACAGCUGAUCCUGAACGUUGCCGAACUGGACAGGGAACCAGACAACGAUCAUGUCUCUGUUAACGUGAGCGCCUAUGACUUGGGGACGCCACGGAAAUAUGCCAACGUCUCGGCCGUAGUUCACAUAACUGUUCUGGACAUCAAUGACAACGUCCCAGUUCCUGAUAAUGAAAGCAUUAAGGUAUCAAUACCUCAGGACACCCCACUUCAAACGGUAGUACUGAACGUUACAGCAUCGGACCGAGACAUCGGGGAGAACGCCAUUAUGCGGUUCUGUCUGGAUGAAAGGGAUCGGGAGGGCAUCGCGAGUUUGUUUCUCGUAGAUUCAACAACCGGAGCCAUAACUGUCAACGGGGCACUCGACCUAACAAGCUAUGUAUUUUACGUGAAUGUUGAGAACACGGCGGGCUUCGAAGGCAAUGUCAACGAGUUCGAAAAAUAUAACAUCAAAGUGAACGUUACCGUCAUCUCAACAAACCGACACACUCCUAUUUUUACUAAAGGUUUGUAUUCCGUAAAUAAUCUAGAUGCUCUGUCAUUCUAUUGUCAUACAGAAAAAGAAACGGGCAGGUGA